AUGCCGGGCAACGUCGAGGACUACGUCCACCGUAUUGGAAGAACGGGCCGUGCUGGCGAGAAGGGAACGGCCAUCACGAUGUUCACGGAGAGCAACUCCGGCCAGGCCCACGACCUCAUCACCAUUCUGAGAGAGGCCAAGCAGGAGAUUCCUCCGCAAUUGCAAGCUUUGGACAAGAAGGGUAACAGAGGCAACGGAUACGGCUACGGUAGAGGCCGCGGAGGAUACGGCAGAGGCCGUGGUGGCUACGGCAGAGGCGGCCGUGGCGGAAGAGGCGGCUCGAGGGGCUUUUCUGGCAGCAACUCUGCGCCGCUGGGCAACAGAAGGUUCUAA
Messenger RNA from Ogataea angusta, 333 nucleotides. RefSeq lists its product as uncharacterized. The record is from RefSeq and is a predicted model, not a curated record. The transcript has a single exon. Lineage: Eukaryota; Fungi; Ascomycota; Pichiomycetes; Pichiales; Pichiaceae. Gene Ontology annotation, biological process: rRNA processing. The coding region runs from base 1 to 333 and encodes 110 amino acids. Gene Ontology annotation, cellular component: nucleus; ribonucleoprotein complex; cytoplasm. Gene Ontology annotation, molecular function: RNA binding; RNA helicase activity.